Aspergillus wentii DTO 134E9 is the source of this 505-nucleotide messenger RNA. RefSeq lists its product as uncharacterized. The coding region runs from base 24 to 329 and encodes 101 amino acids. The transcript has a single exon. Lineage: Eukaryota; Fungi; Ascomycota; Eurotiomycetes; Eurotiales; Aspergillaceae. The record is from RefSeq and is a predicted model, not a curated record.
GCUGAUCUUAGGAGAAACUAGAUAUGUGUGGAAAGCCAGGAUAUCACCCCUUGCUCCUGGCGGUCUUUGGUGACGGUGCAACAGAUAUGAUCCCAAUGGACCUGGUUUGGGAGCGGAUCGACAAAAGAUUCUGCUUCCUCUUCAACUGGCGAGAGUAUUUCUGCACCCUUUUCUAUGAACUCAAGGCAGUCUAUCUGGACAAUUAUUGUUUUUCAGUAAGAUCGAUUUCACCCCUUCCUAUCAAUCUGACCGAGAUCUGGAAUAAUAGCGUGAGACCUGCGUCCAGCGUUCGGGGGAACUGGAUUACCAGACUUUUGACGGCACAUUGAGCUCUCCUCAGUACAUGUUGCGUUUGAUGGAAGCUGCACGAUAUACAGUAUGCUAUGAACAAGCGAGCGGGGAAGAUCAUUAUGGAGUGGUAAACUGCAUUGUCCGAGUAUUCGAGUAUAUACAUAUAUCAAUUCAUCUCAGCCACCACCUCUGCAAACAUCUUCUGAAUCUCCCC